AUGACGACAUUAAGCCAGCAGCAGCAGCAGCAGAUGCCGGUGCCCAUCUCCAUCACCAUCUGCGGCGACGGCGGAUGCGGAAAGUCGUCCAUCACACUACGUCUGGUGCGAUCACAAUGGACAUCAGAAUAUGACCCCACUAUUGAAGACUCAUACAGCCUGACGCGACGCAUCGAUGGCACGACAUACCACCUCUCGUUGACGGACACGGCAGGUCAGGAAGAGUACAGGGGCAUGUGGGCGUCGUCCAACCUCGGUGCCGACGCGUUCCUGAUGGUGUACGAUAUUACGUCGCGUGACUCCCUCGAGGCGCUGCAGUACUUUGACGACCUGGUCAAUAUGGAGUCGGAGACGCGUCUGGACAAUGCGGAACGCGCCAAGAAGGCGGGUCUGACGGCCGAGCAGGCCUUUAACAUUGGCAGCGUGGGCGGCGGCGGCAGGACCGUGCCGCCCAUCAAGCUGGUGGCAGGCAACAAGUGCGAUCUGCAGGAGAGCCGUCAAGUGCCCGCGGCGGCCGGUCUGGAGUGGGCGCGUCGGCGCGGGUGCGGAUUCAUGGAGACGAGCGCGCGGCUCGAGGUGAAUAUCGAGGAGACGUUUGCGCUGAUUGUGCGACGUGUGGCCGAGGCGCGCAAGCUGGCCGAGUCGGGCAUGCUGGAGAAUAUGAACAUGAACUCGCGCGGCAUGACCAAGCCACUCAGCCCGAUCCCGGGAGGUGUCGGGGGCGGCAACGGGUUCGACGGCGGCAACGAGAAGAGGGGACCGGGCCUGAGGGGACCUCAGAUCCAGGAUGAUGACCGGCUCGGAUGGUCACGCAACUCGUUCUGGCACAAGCUGAGAUGCUGGUAG
Messenger RNA from Geosmithia morbida, 846 nucleotides. Its product is annotated as Miro-like protein. Gene Ontology annotation, biological process: signal transduction. Lineage: Eukaryota; Fungi; Ascomycota; Sordariomycetes; Hypocreales; Bionectriaceae. Gene Ontology annotation, cellular component: plasma membrane. The coding region runs from base 1 to 846 and encodes 281 amino acids. The transcript has a single exon. Gene Ontology annotation, molecular function: GDP binding; GTP binding; GTPase activity. The record is from RefSeq and is a predicted model, not a curated record.